UACUUACAAUGUAAACAUUGUGGUAGGCUUUAGUUAGGGUAAAAGGAAACCUUCUCUGAUUGCUUAUUGAGUUUCUCCACACCAAUACAAUGGCGUCUACAGUGUUUACUAUUGAUUGGAACCAAUCUACAGAUCAAGAUCAGGUCAAUGAAGCACCUCAAGAAGAUGAUGACUCUGCAGUAUUGGCUUGGGAAGUUGACUUCUCUUCAUCCACUUUGAAAUCCAAACCCAAAUUACCCAAAUUUCUCCAAGAGAGGGAGAAGCAAAGAGCUGCUGAAAAAGCAAAGAAAGAGUCCACACCAUUACGAUCUGCAUCAGACUCUCAGGACCGAAAACCAACCACCAAAUCACGCUCACCACUAAAAUCAAGGAGUACCCCGUUGGCAAGCACAGUUAGCAGUAGCAAAACAAGUCCACGUCCGUUCUCUUCACCCUCGGCCUCAGGCAAGCCACAAGGUAGCUCUCCAAGAAGUUCCAAGCACUCUCCAGCAAUAAAGCAGCCGCUGUUCUCUGUAAGCUCACCUCGACGAGUCCAGUCGUCUUCCGUGGAGUCCUCACCUAUACUACGAUCUCCAGGGAGGGUCAAGAGUGCAGGGCUGAGUGCAGGCAAGACAAGAGAGCCCGUUCCACAGGCCAGCAGAUAUGCCUCACCAAGGCAUGAAACUGAGAGAGAGAAAUGGAAAGACACAGUAGACAACAAAUAUGUGACGCCAAGAAGGCCACUAACCACUGCUAGGGUCACCACAGUGGAUCCAUCUGAUGUUGACUCUCAACCAGAGUUUAGGUUAGCCCUCACCCCUGCAGAUAUGGAACAGAGGAAAGUACUGGACUUGAAACGAUGGUACUGUAUGUGUCGGCCUCAGUACAGCAAGUCGUGUGGGAUCUCCUCUGUUGUGUCUUGCUGGAAUUAUCUGUACUCCACCCUGGGCAAUGGCAGUCAUCGUCCCAUCACACAAGAGGAGGCUCUCACACUGCUUGGAUUCAAGCCACCUUUUGGAGAGAUUAGGUUCGGACCAUUCACAGGAAAUGCCACUUGUAUGAGGUGGUUCAAGCAUUUGUGCUGUCACUAUGGAGUCAGUGGUCAGGCUUACUACUUCUACAAGCCAGUAGGCAAAGGGAAAACUUUUGGGUUGAAGCCAGAGCAAGCCUUGGAGAAACUGAAAGAGGGGCUGAGAGAUCCCUCAAUGGCAUUUGUUUACCACUGCCUCAACCACUACUUCUGCCCAAUUGGUUUCGAAGAGGUGCCCAGAUCACCGUCUGAGGCCUAUCAAGUUGACAUGGGAGUGGAUGAUGUAGACACUUGGAUACUGGUUGGAGAGCCUAGUCGGAAACAGUACUCUAUUCACUGCAAAUUGUGGACAGACAUCGCGACUGACUUGAACACUAAAAGGCCCGAGUUCUUCAAUAUCAGACAUACUGAGAGGGGGAUACAAUUGAAGAAAACGAAACGUCUCGGCGGAAAUCUACACUGCAUCAUGGCCUUCAAGAAACAAGAAGAGGUUGCGUAUGUCACUACUGGUCCUGUAGUUUUGCCAGAGCCACAAGAACUUCAGCAAUCAUCAAGUGAAAUAGAAAACCUCGAUAGUUCUGAUUCCGACUUUCCCCUCUCUACACGAGAAGAUGACGUUGUUAUCGAAGGUGUUGAUGCACCGUAUGGGAGUGGUGAAGCUCUCGAAGCAGUGGACUCUGCGAUUGCAAACCUCGAAGUAAUGGACAUAGAAGAUGACUUACAAAUGUCUUCUGAUUACAUGUAUAUGACAACACACCAGAGUACCAUUCCACAGAUACACGUACAGAACUCACAAACAAACACUUCAAGCGUUGCCACGACUACGGAAAAAUCUAUUGCAAGGAUAAGAUCGGGAACUUAUGUAAAGCAAAGCGAUCCAUUGCAAUCCCUGGAGCAAGAACAUGAAGAGAUGUCUGUUAGCCCCACUAUCAAGAGAACUGGUACCUUCACCAAAGAGAAGAAACCAUCAGUGCAACAACGGUCAAGUUUUCUCAGUGAGUCUUCUGAUCGGGACAGUGGCAGUGAAGCUGACCUACCUACUGAGCCACUAGAGAAUAUGUUACAAGUACCACAAGCGUAUGCAGCAGAUGUAUCAUCAGAGAGUGACAGUGAGGUACCAGCCCUAUCUGGCGGAGCAAUCAGAAGAAGAGGGACUUUCACAAAAGAGAACAAACCAUCAGUGCAACAACGGUCAAGUUUACUUAGUGAGUCUUCUGAACAGGAUAGUGGCAGUGAAGCUGACCUACCUACUGAGCCACUAGAGAAUAUGUUACAAGUACCACAAGCGUAUGCAGCAGAUGUAUCAUCAGAGAGUGACAGUGAGGUACCAGCCCUAUCAACUGGCGGAGCAAUCAGAAGAAGAUGGACUAUCACAAAAGAGAAGCCUCAAAUAAAAGUUUCAAGUGUUGCUGAUUCUGACUCAAGCAAUGGACAAUUAGACGAAGUGGUUGCAAGCUCUCAAGAUACUAUAACGUUUACGACAGACUAUCAAAGCAGAAGUGGCACAUAUACGAAACGCAAGGAGGUGGUGGACGACUCUGACAGUAGUAGUAUUGACUUUGACUAUUUUGAUGGAGUUGAUCUGGACGAUACGCUUAAAGCACUGAAUGACUCGGAGAAUGGAAGUGUCCAAGAAACUAUUGAAAUGCAAACACAUGAAGAAGGUUUGAAUUCAGCGGCACAAUUGCAGGGCAGUCAUCUACACCAAUAGAAGUCAAAACUAUGUGCAUGCAUUAAGCCAAGAAAAUGGAAAUGACAUUAAGGACUUUUCACAUCUAUAAGCUAGUCAUACAUGCAUACAAUAUUAUGACCUCAUUACUGUUAAUUUUUUUGACCAUGUUAUGUAUAUUAUAUUAUUAAUGUUGGA
Messenger RNA from Halichondria panicea, 2876 nucleotides. RefSeq lists its product as uncharacterized. The record is from RefSeq and is a predicted model, not a curated record. The transcript is spliced from 7 exons. Bases 90 to 2720 code for a protein of 876 amino acids. NCBI's taxonomy places the organism in Eukaryota, Metazoa, Porifera, Demospongiae, Suberitida, Halichondriidae.